Nicotiana attenuata is the source of this 1226-nucleotide messenger RNA. Its product is annotated as protein BEARSKIN2-like. Gene Ontology annotation, biological process: regulation of DNA-templated transcription. Gene Ontology annotation, molecular function: DNA binding. The record is from RefSeq and is a predicted model, not a curated record. The transcript is spliced from 3 exons. Bases 112 to 1068 code for a protein of 318 amino acids. Lineage: Eukaryota; Viridiplantae; Streptophyta; Magnoliopsida; Solanales; Solanaceae.
AAUUAAAGAAAGAAAGCUACAGCGAGAGAGUGCAAAUUAAGAGAUCGUUCCUUUAAUUUUUUGGGGUCAACUGUAGCGCCCGCAAAUUAAGGAUCGGAGAGAGUUUAGCAUAUGGCUUCAUCAGGUGGUGGUGGUGGUGGUGUUCCGCCGGGGUUUAGGUUUCAUCCAACAGACGAAGAGCUUCUUCAUUACUACUUGAAAAAGAAACUUUCAUUUCAUAAGUUCGAUAUGGAGGUAAUCAGAGAAGUCGACUUGAAUAAGAUGGAGCCCUGGGAAUUGCAAGAGAGGUGCAAGAUUGGAUCAACACCGCAGAAUGAGUGGUACUUUUUCAGCCACAAGGAUAGGAAAUAUCCCACAGGUUCAAGAACAAACCGAGCAACAAAUGCUGGAUUUUGGAAGGCAACAGGCAGGGACAAAUGCAUAAGAAACCCAUUGAAGAAGAUUGGUAUGAGGAAAACCCUAGUGUUUUACCGAGGAAGAGCUCCACAUGGCCAAAAGACUGAUUGGAUCAUGCAUGAGUAUAGGCUUGAAGAUUCCGACGAAAAUUCAAGUGAGGAUGGGUGGGUGAUAUGUAGGGUUUUCAAGAAGAAGAACCUAUUCAAAGUAAUUGCAAAUGAAGGUACAACUGACACAGGCUCAGAUCAUCUACUAAACAGCAGCACCUCAAUCCACCAACCUCGAACAACCUUCACACACAAAGAUAGCCCAUAUCUACUACAACAACACCAACAACAUGGCCAUGACCAUGGCUUAAACUAUUCCCAUAUUCCUACUACAGUUGCUGCUACUUUUCCACACGAGUAUAAUUCACACAAUAAUAAUAUUCAAUUAGCACAAAACUUCAUGUCAUUGGGAUAUCAUCAUGACUUCUCAUCUGGCCCUCUUCCUACUUCUCAGCAGUCUGCACCUUGUGAGUCUGGUUUGGAGGUAGCUAGUUCUCAUCAGAAUAUGAAUAAUGAUCAGUGGGGAAUUAUUAGUGAGGAUGCAAAUGUUGCAUCAUCUUCUAUGAAUCAAAUCAAUCACCUUCCGUUGCGUGGAGAGAUGGACUUUUGGAGUUAUGGAAAGUAAUUAAUUAAACGACUUAUAUGUAUACACAAUUGUUUGUAUUAUUCCUAAAUGGAUUACUAGUGUUACUAUACAGUUAGUUUCGUUAAUUAGCUCUAAACUAUGUAUAGAUAUUGAAGAAACAGCACACUUAAUUAAUUACUUGUUGGUGUACUAUAUAU